CAAUGACACGACAUAUCCCACCUAAACUCAUUCACCCUGACGUGUACAAAUUUCCAACUUUAAAGAACCAAAUUCCGUAGGAACUCUUAUCAACUUUACCAAUAUUUUCCUCUGUGCUUACGGUUUCUGAAUCUAAACUAUGAGCUGGUGGUGGUCCGGAGCUAUUGGCGCUGCUAAGAAAAAAUUCGAUGAAGAUGAACCGCCGCGAACCUCCGAUAGCGUGGCUCUGGUAAUCGGCGUCACAGGCAUCGUCGGUAACAGCCUCGCCGAAAUCCUACCUCUACCCGACACACCAGGCGGUCGAUGGAAAGUCUACGGCGUUGCGCGGCGUCCUCGUCCUUCCUGGAACGCCGAUCACCGAAUCGAAUACAUCCAAUGUGACAUCACCGAUCCAAACGACACCCAAACCAAACUCUCCGUUCUCACCGACGUUACUCACAUCUUCUACGUCAGUUGGACAAGCCGUCCCACGGAAGCUGAAAACUGCAAAGUUAACGGCGCCAUGUUACGGAACGUCCUCCGUGCCGUUAUCCCAAACGCUCCGAAUCUCCGCCAUGUCUCCCUUCAGACUGGCGGUAAGCACUAUGUAGGGCCGUUCGAACUGUUCGGCAAGAUUAAAAGCCACGAGCCGCCGUUUACGGAGGAUCUACCGCGUUUGGAUGCACCGAAUUUUUAUUACACUCAAGAAGAUAUCUUGUUUGAAGAAACUCGUAAGAAAGAGGGUUUGAGUUGGUCUGUUCAUAGACCUCAGGUUAUAUUUGGAUUUUCACCUUAUAGUUUGAUGAACCUUGUUGGUUCACUUUGUGUUUACGCUGCAAUUUGCAAGCAUGAAGGUGUUCCUUUGAGAUUUCCUGGUACAAAGGAAGCUUGGGAGUCUUAUUCUGUGGCUUCUGAUGCUGAUUUGAUUGCUGAGCAACAUAUUUGGGCUGCGGUGGAUCCUUAUGCUAAGAACGAAGCUUUUAACUGCAGCAAUGGUGAUGUUUUCAGGUGGAAGCAGUUAUGGAAGGUUUUGGCGGAACAGUUUGGGAUUGAGGAGUAUGGUUACGAAGAAAACGGUUCUCGUUUGAGGUUGUCGGAAUUGAUGAAGGAUAAGGGUCCUGUUUGGGAUGAGAUUGUGAGUGAGAAGCAGUUGCAACCAACGAAAUUGGAAGAAAUUGGGGAGUGGUGGUUUGUGGAUAUUAUGUUUGGAGGCGAAGGGGUUGUGGAUAGCAUGAACCAGGCUAAAGAACAUGGGUUUGUUGGAUUCAGAAAUACUAAGAAUUCUCUGAUAAAUUGGAUAGAUAAGACCAGAGCUUUCAAGAUUGUUCCUGAAAAAUGAUAUCUAUGUCCUGGAUCUGUUUUCUGUUUUUUGUACAAGUAAAUUUUGUUUCUGAAAUAAUGUUUUAUAGUUGGAGUAUCUAUACAAUGCAUAGGGGGAAAUUAGUUGAAUGCAGUACUCGUAUGAUAUGAUUUAUCAUUUGUUUGGCAUAAUUUGUAAUUAUAAUAUACUAUCAAACUUAUAGUUUGUAUUUAUGUUAUAUGAAAAUUAAUGCUGUCCACUAA
Lathyrus oleraceus (garden pea) is the source of this 1542-nucleotide messenger RNA. Its product is annotated as (S)-8-oxocitronellyl enol synthase CYC2. The coding region runs from base 140 to 1318 and encodes 392 amino acids. Lineage: Eukaryota; Viridiplantae; Streptophyta; Magnoliopsida; Fabales; Fabaceae. The record is from RefSeq and is a predicted model, not a curated record. The transcript has 2 exons.